AAUCAACACAUGAGGAUCCACACUGGAGAGAAACCAUUCACAUGCACUCAUUGUGGGAAGAGUUUCAGCCAAUCAUCAUCUCUUAAUCUACACAUAAGGAUCCACACUGGAGAGAAACCAUUCUCAUGCACUCAGUGUGGGAAGAGUUUCAUCCGCUCAUCAUCCCUUAAUCAACACAUGACGAUCCACACUGGAGAGAAACCAUUCACAUGCACUCAGUGUGGGAAGAGUUUCAGCCAAUCAACACACCUUGAUGAACACAAGAAGAUCCACACAGGAGAGAAACCAUUCACAUGCACUCAGUGUGGGAAGAGUUUCCACCGCUCAUCAAACCUUAAUCUACACAUGAGGAUCCACACAGGAGAGAAACCAUUCACAUGCACUCAGUGUGGGAAGAGUUUCAGCCAAUCAUCAUCCCUUAAUCUACACAUGAGGAUCCACACUGGAGAGAAACCAUUCACUUGCACACAUUGUGGGAAGAGUUUCAGCCGAUCAUCAUCCCUUAAUCUACACAUGAGGAUCCACACUGGAGAGAAACCAUUCACUUGCACACAUUGUGGGAAGAGUUUCAGCCGAUCAUCAUCCCUUAAUCUACACAUGAUGAACCACACCGGAGAGAAACCAUUCAAAUGCCAUCAGUGUGGGAAGAGUUUCAGCCAAUCAUCAUACCUUAUUGAACACAUGAGAAUCCACACUGGAGAGAGACCAUUCACAUUCACUCAGUGUGGGAAGAGUUUCAGCAAAUCCUCAUCGCUUAAUAGACACAUGAAGAUCCACACCAGAGAAAAACCAUUCACAUGCACUCAGUGUGGGAAGAGUUUCAGCCAAUCAUCAUCCCUUAAUCUACACAUGAGGAUCCACACUGGAGAGAAACCAUUCACAUGCCCUCAGUGUGGGAAGAGUUUCAUCCAAUCAUCAUCCCUUAAUCUACACAUGAGGAUCCACACUGGAGAGAAACCAUUCACAUGCCCUCAGUGUGGGAAGAGUUUCAUCCACUCAUCAAACCUCAAUCAACACAUGAUGAUCCAUACUGGACAGAAACCAUUCACAUGCCCUCUAGUAGAAGGGCAAGAGAUACAAGCUUUUGCAAAACCACAGGUGUGGUAG
Molecule: messenger RNA, 1107 nt
Organism: Danio aesculapii
Lineage: Eukaryota; Metazoa; Chordata; Actinopteri; Cypriniformes; Danionidae
Product: gastrula zinc finger protein XlCGF8.2DB-like
Exons: 4
Biological process (GO): regulation of transcription by RNA polymerase II
Molecular function (GO): RNA polymerase II cis-regulatory region sequence-specific DNA binding; DNA-binding transcription factor activity, RNA polymerase II-specific
Source: RefSeq, a predicted model, not a curated record